CAAUUUAACUCUGACAAUGCUGCCCUGGCACAUGGAAGCUGCAGUAACCGAUUUCUCAGGAAGAUGAGGGGAUUGAAACCCAACAACUUCUGGCAGGAAGCAAAGCGUAUUUCCAGACUGGCUGGCCCGCUGUUUUUGUCACAGCUGAUGAUUCUCCUAAUAAAUAUUGUCAGCUCUGUGUUCUGUGGACAUUUAGGGAAAGUUGAAUUGGGCGCUGUCAGUCUUGCCAUAGCGGUAAUAACUGUAUCAGGUAUCUCCAUAGGUAUGGGCCUGUCGACAGCAUGUGACACUCUUAUAUCUCAGACGUAUGGCAGUAAGAACCUGAAGCGAAUUGGAGUGAUUCUCCAAAGAGGGAUUCUCAUUCUCCUGAUCGCCUGCUUUCCCUGCUGGACUAUCUUCAUCAACAUUGAGCACAUUUUAUUGGCUUUCAAACAGUCUCCUGCAGUAGCCAAAUUAACACAACUCUAUGUGAAGAUAUUUAUUCCUGCUCUUCCUGCAGCAUUUCUUUAUGACUUAGAGGUCCGAUACCUUCAGAACCAGGGGAUCAUCAUGCCUCAGGUUUUUGCUGGUUUUAUUGCCAACAUCUUCAACGCUGUCGUCAAUUACCUCUUGCUCUACGUGCUGACGCUGGGAGUGCCGGGCUCGGCUGCUGCCAAUGUUGCUUCUCAGUACUGUCAGCUUCUCCUCCUGUUCGGGUACAUUCGAUGGAAGAAGUUACAUGUUCAGACCUGGGGAGGUUGGUCCACUGAAUGCCUGCAGGAGUGGGGGAGCUUUGUACGCCUGGCGAUUCCCAGCAUGUUCAUGCUCUGUAUUGAAUGGUGGGCAUUUCAUAUUGGAACGUUCCUCGUAGGGUUACUUAAUGAAGUUCAACUUGGAGCCCAGACCAUCAUAUUUCAGAUUAUUACUGUACCAUACAGGAUUGCUAUAGGAUACAGUGUGGCUGCAACUUUUUAUGUAGGUAAUGCGCUGGGUGCCAGAAAUCCUCAGCAGGCUGUAAACUUUGCCAAAGUCGCUAUAUAUUGCAUUGGUUGCAUCUCCUUAAUAAAUGCUGUGAUAAUUGGAGCAAUAAGGAACGUGGUGGGUUAUAUCUUCACCAGUGACAGAGAAAUUCUCAAAUUGGUUAUUGAAGUAGUUCCAUUAUGUUCUGCUUUUCAUAUCUUCGAUGCCACAGCGGGUGUAUGUGGUGGAGUGUUAAGAGGAGCUGGGAAGCAAAAGCUAGGAGCUAUCGGUAACCUGAUUGGCUACUAUCUAAUUGGGUUUCCCAUUGGAAUCUCUUUGAUGUUUGCUGGAAAACUCGGUGUAUUUGGUCUCUGGUGUGGAAUAUUGCUUUGUGCGUCUGUACAAUCCAUUAUUUUUUUGACGGUGAUUUGCUGGAUCAACUGGAAGAAAACUGCCAAUCAGGCCCAGGUUAAUGCAGGGAUGAUGGGAGGACUGAGUAUCUCAAACAGCACCUCUGGUGGUCAAACCAGGGAUCUCUCAACCGGGGAGGACACAGCAAACAACACAGUGGCUCUGAUGUCCAACGUUUCACAAUUGGAACCAAAUGUGGACAAGGACCGGGUGACGGAUGAAUCCUUAUUUUUGGAAACUGGAGUUACCACAGUCGGAGAAAUCUUGUCGACAAAACAACUGAUCAUUCGCCGUGGGCUAGUCUUCCUCUCAGGACCCCUGAUCCUGGGCAUUGGACUGGUCGUACACUUCACUCUCUCAAUAGGCUCAUAG
Molecule: messenger RNA, 1722 nt
Organism: Hemiscyllium ocellatum (epaulette shark)
Lineage: Eukaryota; Metazoa; Chordata; Chondrichthyes; Orectolobiformes; Hemiscylliidae
Product: multidrug and toxin extrusion protein 1-like
Exons: 17
Coding region: 64-1722 (552 amino acids)
Biological process (GO): xenobiotic detoxification by transmembrane export across the plasma membrane
Cellular component (GO): membrane
Molecular function (GO): antiporter activity; xenobiotic transmembrane transporter activity
Source: RefSeq, a predicted model, not a curated record